ACUGAAGCCCUCGAGAAAACGCCCUUCGUUUCAAGACAACACAUCGAUACCAGAGAGACAGAAAGCCCACGCCGCCCUUUGAUUUCCCUCCCAUCCUGUUGACUUGGUAUACUCGCCGCCGUUGAUCCGCCUUCGUUUCCGGAGUCGAAGAUGGGUGUGCAGAAGAAAACUCGCAAAUUCGCCGCCGUCAAGCGCGUGAUAGGCAAAAACGACGCUCGGCGCAAGGAGAACAUCAAAAAGAACGAAGAAGCCCUCGCCGCAAGCAAGACGAAGGCCGCCGACGGCGAACUCGUCCGCGAAGUGCCCCAGAUGCCCAGCCAGAUGUUCUUCGCCGCCAACACAUCCCUCGUACCACCCUAUAGCGUCCUCGUCGACACAAGUUUCUUCAACCGCACCGUUCAGAUGAAGCUCCCUGUUCUCGAAACCAUGAUGGACUGUCUAUAUGCCACAUGCAUUCCUGUCGUUACCGACUGCAUCAUAGGAGAGUUGGAAAAGCUAGGUCCUUCAUAUGGGAUUGCCAGGAGAAUCGCCAAAGAUGAGCGGUGGGAGCGGGUAAAGUGUCUGCACAAAGGAGUCUACGGAGAUGAUUGCCUGGUGGAUCGAGUAACCAAAGACCGAAUCUAUAUCGUUGCAACCCAGGACAAGCAACUACAACAGAGGCUUCGGAAGAUUCCUGGAGUGCCGAUAAUGAAGGUUGGGCGUGGAAAGUACUUCAUAGAAAGGCUCCCAGGAGCCUUGGAAUAAAGUAAAAUUGCACAAAAAAAGAAAGAAUGGGAACAUGAAUGGAAAAAGGCCAUUUUGAGGGAAUGGGGGCGAAUGGGAAGCCGGGGUUUCGCAUUAUUUAUGAUUUGCAUGUUGUUCAAAGCGUCAUGGCUGAAAUGGAACCAAAGCCUACCUUCAUAUACCCUCUACCACACCCUAUUGACCAAGAUGCACGUUCUUAGCGUGCACCCGGAGCGGAGCGGACAAGCGUUUUGCUCGUCUAUGGCACGUCAAGCGCCGACAUAGAAUUCCUCCUCCACCAGCAAGCACAGAUGGACCAUUACGUCUUGGCUUCCGUCACCACAUGGCUUGACGGCUCGAGAUGGGAUUUCACUGUGAUCCCGGCAAGCUUUGCCCAAUCAGUCUGCUCGAGGUGAAGAUUUUAUAUAAAAAAGGAUGUGGUGACUGGAUGUCACACUCGACCUCGUCCUAUGUCGUUUCACAUUGACCUUUGGCAGCCAUGAUUUACG
Messenger RNA from Sodiomyces alkalinus F11, 1232 nucleotides. Its product is annotated as FCF1 small subunit. Bases 151 to 744 code for a protein of 197 amino acids. Lineage: Eukaryota; Fungi; Ascomycota; Sordariomycetes; Glomerellales; Plectosphaerellaceae. The transcript is spliced from 5 exons. Gene Ontology annotation, cellular component: small-subunit processome; nucleolus. The record is from RefSeq and is a predicted model, not a curated record.